Molecule: messenger RNA, 5587 nt
Organism: Bombyx mori (domestic silkworm)
Lineage: Eukaryota; Metazoa; Arthropoda; Insecta; Lepidoptera; Bombycidae
Product: solute carrier family 2, facilitated glucose transporter member 8
Exons: 9
Coding region: 421-1887 (488 amino acids)
Biological process (GO): transmembrane transport
Cellular component (GO): membrane
Molecular function (GO): transmembrane transporter activity
Source: RefSeq, a predicted model, not a curated record
UUGAAAAGCACAUGCAACCAAUAGUAUGCUAACACGAACUCCUAUUUAAUGUAUUCGUUAUUAGUUAAUGCAAAAACGUGAGACCCACCUAGCAAUUAAUACGGUUUUAUUAUUUGUUUACACUGGUUUAACUAAAAAGCGGACAUUAGGCACGCUGCACGAUUACCGCACGAUUCAUUCAGUUCGCGUUUGGCGUCAGACGUGUGCGCAGCGGUUUGCUUGCACGUUCGAUCAGAGUUCCGUUUAAUCGAAUGUUUAAUGUUGAAAUUCAACGUGUUUCUGUGUGUGAAAUUGUUUUAAGCUGUGUUUUGUUUGAUUGUGUUUCUGAGCAUAACAUUGAAAAGGUUUUUAUGACCACAUAAAAGAAGUAAAAUCCACCAAAAAUGCACACUUAAGUGGAACGAAUCACUAGUGUGCAGUAUGUACCACUUACUCCCAGUAAAAUGGAUCUCGAAGAUCAACGACGGCGGAAUCUCUACACAAUUCUUCAUGGCUAUGAUGGUCACAAUCCCGGUAUUGAACUUUGGCAUGCUGAUGGGCUGGCAGUCACCUAUGACCCCGAUCCUCCAGUCUCCGAAUGGGCCAGCUCCAGAGGUGAUAACAGACGAGACAAUCUCCUGGAUGGCAUCUAUAACGUUUUUCCCCCCUAUAUUCUGCGGCGUCUUCGUUGGGGAUUUGGCUGACCGAUGGGGAAGGAAGAUUACAACGCUGCUUACGUCAUUAAUGCUUGUUAUGAGCUGGAGUAUCACAUUGUUCUCACUGAGGCCUUGGGCGUUGAUAGCCUCCAGAGCAGUUGCAGGAUUAGCCUGCGCUGGAUGUUACGUCGUCACCCCGCUGUACCUGAAAGAGAUAGCGUCAGACAACGUCCGAGGCGCCCUUGGUUCUCUCUUCAUCCUGUCCCAGAACCUGGGCUACCUCUUGGUCUACAUGGCGGGAGACAUGCUGAGCUUCGCGUCCGUCAUGUGGAUCUGCACUGCGAUACCCGUCGUUCAUUUACUGGCAUUCAUGACGAUGCCGGAGACUCCAGUUUUUCUAGUUAAGCAGGGGAAAGUACAGGAAGCACGCAAGGCAUUAGCCUGGCUUCGCAACACCAGUCCUGAUGACAAGACUUUAGAGGAAGAAGUGCAGCUGAUGGAGAUCGAGGAAGAAUACUCUAGAAGUGUCAGGAGAGCCACUUGGAAAAGUAUAGUGCAAGACAGAACAACGUUCAAAGCUUUUCGGAUUGCCCUCAACGUAAUGCUUUCACAAGAGACCUGCGGAUAUCUUGUGGUCCUCACGUAUGCGGGGUCCAUCUUCGAGCAGGCUUCAGAGUCGAUCAGCUUGAAGCUCAGCCCCAACAAGCAGACGAUACUGGUCGGAGCCAUACAGCUGCUGGGCUCGAUUGUUGCUAGUUGUAUCGUCGAGCAGACUGGCCGGAAGUGGCUACUAGCAUCGACAGCAUUAGUUACAGGGAUGUCAAUGCUGGCUCUGGGACUCUGGUUCUACAUCACUUCGCUGUCGAUAUGGCUGCCGGGCUGGUUGCCCGUGGCAGCCAUGUGCCUGUGCAUCUUCGCUGAUGCUGCAGGAUACCAACCGGUUCCAUACGUCAUAACGUCAGAGCUGUUCUCAUUUCAGCAUCGCGGUAUGGUAACGUCCUUUGUGAGCUCCGUAGACGCUCUGAGCGACUUCGUUCAAACGAAGGCCUACGAUCCUCUACUCAAACUGCUAGGGAUCCACUGGGUUUUCAUCAUCUUCUCCAGUGUCUGCUUUUUUGGUGCCUUCUACACCAUCAUGUGGGUACCGGAGACCAAGAACAGAUCGGUGGAUGAGAUUUACGCUCUCCUAGAAGACGGAAGGCAGAAAGAGAAGAGGAAAGACAUUGAAAAUGACGAGACUAGCAGGCUGUGAAUUGCUCAUAGGAUUGUGAUAUUGCAUUUGAAUUUUCGUGGUUUUCUACAAUCAUAAAGUUAUUGUUAAUAAACAAGCGCGAACUUAAACGUUACAGAAGUGAAACUUCUUUAAAGCGAGAAAGAAAGAGAGAAAGCUAUCAUCCGUCCUUUACGCGAUAGAAUCAUUUUGUUGUAUGUUAUACUUAAUUGAGACCUUGAAAUUUUAUUCGCAUACAAACUAAAGAUGCAAUCUUUUUUAAGAAUUGAUAAUCAAGAUUAUCUUCUGAAAAUUAGAACAGAAAGAUUGGUAAACGAAACUCAUCUGAAAUGUAAUCGCGAUAAUAAAUUAAUAAAUCAUAAUCUUCACCUUAAAGUUUUCAUAAUAAUCGCCCUACAAUAUUUUAAUGUAAUUGGUAGUUUGACUGUCUAGAAAGGCACCUUAAAAGAAAUGGCAGCUAACACCAAAUCGAAUAUGCCUAAUCUGUAAAUUUCACAGAUUACUAUAGCUCCCUUGCCAUAUGAAAAUAUCAAUUAUUAGUCUAUGGUAAAAUUAGCUUAAACUUACUUUUGUAACGAUUUCCACUGUACAGCUUUAAUAUUUGAUGGAAAUUAAAAUCUUUCAAAAUCAAGUUACAGUAAGUACAUACUAAUUAAUUUACUGUACUCAAAAUUCAUAAAAACCAAUACAAGUGAACUUACAAAAAUAUUAAAUAUACAAUUCAAACAAAAUGGCCGCCGUAUUUAAAAAAAAUUACGUCAUAAACUCGAAUAAAUUUUCUCGUUGUUUUCUAAUCUUUGAUUGUAGAAAACUACUUAAAACAUCAAAUUAUUAGCAUGUGAUAUAUGAAUGUACGUAUGUUUGUGUGUUGGAACAUCCAUGUUCCGCAGUAACGUCCUGAUAUUAUUUGGUUUGCGGUAAACAUUUCCACUGGUUCUUCUUCUUCUUUAUUUUUUGGCUCCGGCGCGGUUUGUGCAUUAGCCAGCGUCAAAUAGUAAGAUUUUUAUAAUUCGCCGUUUUAAUUAUUAAAGUUUUGAAUAAUAAUAAACGAAGGAAACCCAAAUUAAUCAACUGGGAUGAAAUUAAAUGAGAUGAGGUGAUAUGGGAUGAAAAAUAAUAUCAGUAAAAUGGUGGUUAUAUACUGAGACUUUUUCAGUGGACUUUUUGGAGGAUCCCGAGAAGCUACGUCCAGCGACUUUGUUUCGUUUUUCACAUUGAUGCACUUUCACAGAUAUUAAACAGUUAAUAAAUCACCGUUAUUACACAUUUAAACCUGAAGAAACACUAAAUAGACAAAAUAAAACCAUUCACACAACUUCGCUCUUCGCGUUCCCGCCAAAAAGUCUAUUUCCACUGGUCGUUAAACGUGUCGUGACCGGGCGAGUGGGUGCCGCCAUCUUGCCGCCUACCGUGAAGGCUUCGACCGUUCUCGCUCUGGUGUCUAUGGACUCCCAUGACUACAACGUAGUUGACUGCGUAUGACAGCUACAAAAGUUCAAUAGUCGUACAAGUCAAUAUUGGCUGCAGUAAAACAGUAGUACAAAUUUAAGGGAAUUCAUUCUAGAAGCUGUAACAAUAACAUUGUAACAUGCAAUACCGGAAGAUAAUAUACUAAGCUAAGCAUCGAUACGUACUUACCGUUUAAAAAUAGCGUAUUUCGCUAACCCGCAAUCUAUAAUGAAGGUAGUUGACGGAUUGGUUCAACUGAGCUGAGAUUGCGUUACAUUGCGUACUGAGCAAGCUAUGAUCGCCUCGUUGCUUCAGUGGGUAGUAGUAACGCAGACUAUUUUAUCACGGGAUCCGGGUUCGAUAUCCAGUCGAUGCCGUUAUGCCAACAUUAUGGAAUCUAAUGUGCAGUAAUGCACGCAACUGUACUUAGUGUCGCGAAAAUUGGGGUACAUCAGAAAUUGUCCGCUUUUUUUUAAUGCUAUUUAUGAAUCCAUAUAAAUACAAUUUGAGUGUAAUGCAUUCAGAUACAAAAGCUCUGAUUUGUUACAAUAACAACAUGUUACAUAAUGUUACCAAAUUCGUGUGAUCAGGUUCAUAAAUCGAAACUAAAGCGUUUGAGACUUUUUUUUGUAUUAUGUGUUCCAAUUAAUUAAACACGUGAUUGUCACGUCAUAAUGACAGUUGAUUUUUUAAUAUCUUUAAAAAAAAAAAAGUGCUCUUUGAUUUUAAAACUUUCAAUUUUGAUCUUAGAUAAUUUUAUUUUGGUAGGUAUAGUCAAAUUAUACUUUAUUAAUAUCGACGCUUGAAAGGCAAACGUGACUAAGCGACAAUGCGUGAACUUUACAGUAGACUAAUUUAAAGUUGGAAUACCUGAAAAAAAAUCUAUUUUAACGAAUCUAGCUGUAGGAUUGAAAUGAUUUUAAUAGACCUACAAAUAUAUAGUUUUUGCGCAUCGAAUAUGGUUAUUGCCUAUCAUUUAACGGCAAAUCAGCUAUUGUCGCCUAGUCACGUUUGCCUUUCAAGCGUCGAUAUGUAAAAACUAUUCAAUGAAUCGUGAUCUUUGAUUAUAAAUGAUGCGACUAACUAACGACUUUAAAUGUUCUUAUCUAAAUUCUGAUUCUUUAGUUUGCGCGUAAGAAUAAUUUAUAAUCAAUCAUUGAGUGAUGCUGAAAUAUACUGUCAAAAAGUACGGAAAAGAGAUUAGUUAGAUAUUUAACCAUUUCAUCCUGAGAAUUUAUAAUAAAUAAAAAAUGUCAAAUACAUAAAUAUUUCUGUCGGAUUAGAUUUAACUUCACUUUUUUUUUAAAUAAAAUUCUGUCAUUUGCGCCUUCGAUUUGCAAUUUUGUAUUAACAAAUAAUAAACAAAUUCCAAAAUUACCUAACAUAAUAGUCACAAAUAUCCAUGACAUUUUGUUUUGCAAUUGUUUUUUGUUGUUGUUUCCAUUAUAUUUUCCGCUAGUAUCUUUAAUCUAUUGGCAAACAAAUAAAGAGGCUCCUUUUUUUCAUUUAUUAACGUUGGGUUCUAAUAAAAAGCAUGCCGUCUCGCUCGCGCGACACAAGUAAAAAUCAUACUCAAUACAUACAUAUACAAUACAUACAACUUAUACAUAAUCAAUAAAGUUCACCUUCAUCGACGCUUUUCAUCACCACGACUAUAUAUUAAAGGCACAAAACCAUUCAUGUAUAGUGAACAUAGCGCCCAUCUGGACUAUCUAUUAGUUCUAAUUCCAUUCAAUACAUUUUUGGUAGAGUUAUAAUUUUGCACAGAGUAUCUAAAAAAAAAGGCGGUAUUUUCUUUGUGGUGGUGAUGAUAACAAGUGUACCUAAAACCAUAACACAGCAUCAGAGUGUUAGUUUUAAUGAGUCUAUUACAGUAAAUAAGACCGACAGUCAUAUCGAAACAUUCCUCAUCAAUGUUUAAUUUGGAAUUGUGAAAAAAUGUAAAAUGUAACCUUAUUGCCCUUAAAAGUUUCUUUAUCAUUUUACCGUAAAUACGAAACGAUUUGUGUUUGACUAUUUGUAUUAUUUUUUUCUCAAAGUAAAUUCAGAUCCACAUUUCGUGGUUGGAUUAAUGUUUAAAUUUAAAAGAGAAUUCGUCAAAAGAGAUGAUUUUUAAACACUUAUGUACCUAAUCUUAUUUAUUAUAAAGGAAAAAAAACCUUUCAUUUUGUGUAAACAUCAUAUAGUACUUAUACUUUUUUAUUGUUUUGUGUUACAAUAAAAAUGAACCUAAAUCAUGAAAUCGAUAAGAAAUAAAUUUAUUUUUUUCGUA